This is a messenger RNA of Cyclospora cayetanensis, 1677 nucleotides long. RefSeq lists its product as uncharacterized. The transcript has 3 exons. The record is from RefSeq and is a predicted model, not a curated record. NCBI's taxonomy places the organism in Eukaryota, Apicomplexa, Conoidasida, Eucoccidiorida, Eimeriidae.
AUGCACAGUCCUGGCAUUCGCGGCUUGGCGGUGGCUCUUUGGGGCCUUUUGAAUGGCAGAACGCUUGCACCUGCUGCUGCCCUCCUUGUGGUGGGGUUCUCGGAGACGCUCGCAGCUGCAACGGCGAACGUCGAGGGCAGUCGAGUUGCACAGGAGGGCAGCCGUAGCACUCAACAGGGAGAACACGCCAGCCACACGAGCGCUCCCCCUUCGCGAGAAGGGGGGGAAAUCCCCCUCGGUGGAGCUAUUUUGGAACCUUGGAGGGUUCGAUGGGCAGAUGAGGAGGGGAAGCCUCUUUAUGAAAUAUUUGAUUCGAAUACCAAGCCAGAAUCGAACACCGCGCUGCAGAGCUCCAAGGGGCCCUCACGCGGCAUCUUGGUAAGACCCUCUCCAGAGCCGCAGUCUAUCGACUGGCAAGAGCCAUUCAAGAUAUGGGAUUUCGACGAAAAUCCGUGGACGCCCACGGAGGAUAUGCUGGAAGGCUCCGUGUCGACUUUGGAUGCAAUUCAGGAAGCCGUCUUGCCGAAGGUCGCAUUCGGGCUGGCGCUGCUGGUGCUGCUGCUCGUUGCCUUAAUAGGCCCCUUAACGGCCUCCAAGAAUGCCAAGAUAGCCGCUAGAUGACGGGAAGUGAGCUCUUCUUCCAUGCUCACUCACCUUGAUCCGGAUCGGGGUCUCUUGAACGACCCCACGGAGAUGCUCAUUCGGAUGGUGCGAGAGAGCAUCGAGAACCUUCAGUAUUUUCCGAGUAACAUUCAUGGAUUGAUCAAAUUACUUGAAGCGCAGCAGGAGGCCUUCGAAAGGUGGCACGCCGAGAAGGUCUUUUCUCAGAGGGAUGCACAUAGUGGCGAGCCGGUGUGGAUCCACGAGGGACGUAGGGAAUCCGCCGAGGAUUCGCGACUGUUCUUGCGGGCUGUGGAGAAGGUUCAAUCGGCGAUCGAUAAACUUCCGCAGGGAGGCACCUUAGACCUUGUAUUGGAGAAGGCACGCCACCUUUUCGUGUAUGGAUUGCUAGUGCAACACAAGCAGGAGCUGCACCUGGACGCUGCAAGGAAUCAAACGAUCGUGGAUCGCAUCUCGAGAAACAACGAGCUGGUGGCUCCCCUCCUGGCCAUGCAUAGGCAAGAAAUUCAGGAGAGCAUUCGCAACUACCUUGAGGCAAUGCGAGAAGCCCAGUCUCUGGAAAUAGACUCUGCCGUAGCAUCGCCAGAAGUGCUGGAAAACUUCGAAAGCUUCCUGACAACCAUCAGCUUGGAAAAGCUUAAUGCUCUAGCAGAGGCCUUGCACCAUCCCACACACAGCGCGAAUCCCAUGCGGCUGGUGGUAUCUAUCACUUCGCAGUUGAAUGCCAUCGGGGCAGUUUUGCCCAAACUGGCUACGCCGGAGGCUUCUCUACAGUCUCGAUUUUCUGAGAUGCAGGCUUCAAAUCUUCCAGAGCUUCUGGUGCUGGCUAGCACAUUAGGACACGCGUUCAGUCGUAUCAGCUCCGAGAGAGACAAGUUGGUGCAAGUGCUCGUUGCAGCGGCGGAGGAGUUUGCACUCGCUACGCGGGAAGCAGCAGUAGAGCAAUCGAAGGCACAGAAGUACGAGGACGCAAUAACCAACAGACUGGAGGCGAUAAGGGCCAUGCGCCCUCUCAUCGACAAAGCGAGAGAAUUAGCGCUCCAGGGCGUGCGGUGA